UCGACGUGAUUCGACGACACUGCAUACAAAACACUCUACUGUGUAAAAAACAUUAUUUUAUACAAAGUACUGUGUAAAUAAAGGUACAGAAAAUGGCAGAAACGGACUGGAGAGAAAUUCUAAGUUUCUCACAACGAGAACUCAUGCAGGCCGAUAAGGAAAAACUGUGCGAGAGCUUGUCUUGGAUGGAAGCAGACGAUAUUGAAUUAAACUUUUCAGACUUGAAAACGCUAUUUCGACUGGCUCAAGAUAUUUUAAAAUACAAAAGUGAACAGGUAAACAAUCUGCAUGGACAACUGGAAACUGUCCAAAGAAAAGGCGGUAAAUCAAGAACAAAGGGGUCAUAUGCCGAAUCCCCAAGCAAAGGUUCUGACAGUAUCAUGGAAACUAUUGCUAAUCAAGAAGAAGUAAUCAAAGCUAAUAAAGAAAUACUCGAACAAUUAUACGCUGACAUCGCCGAAUUAGAAGGAAAGAAAAGUAAAUUGGAAGACGAUAGAGACAACGUUGAUAAAGACAGUGAAUCAAGUCGAGAUGUUCUAUCAGAGAUAAACGAGGUUGCUCAACUUGAAAACGAUAUAACUAUGAAGAAUAGGCACAUCAGAAAAUUGCUCAGUGAUGUCAAAGUUUUAGAAGAAGAAAACACCAAACUCAAGGAAAAGCUCUCAGUUGUGAAAGAUAAACUGACUGAAGCUACAAAUCUUAUAGAAAAUUUAACUGAACAGUUAACCGCCCUAAAUAAUGAAUCUUUACAGUUAAAAGAAAUGUUAGGUAAAUCCGAAGAAUCUAAAAGUCUCUUAUCCAUGGAAAUCGAGUCGCUCAGAAAAGAGUUGAUUGAUAAAGAUUCUAACAAAGAUAGCAUUUAUAAUGAAAUAAAAUCUAAAGCGCAACAUUGGAAGAAUGUAGCUCGAUCUAAGAAAGCCGAAGUCGAAGCAUUGUCUAACGAAAACAACCAAUUAAAAGAGAAUCUAAGUCGCACAAUACAACCUUCUUCACCGCCAAAGUCCCGACAGAGAGAUGCAGAAGAGCGCAAAAUUAAAGAAUUGCAACUUAAAUUAUCUGAAGCAUCGAAGCAAAUAGAGAAUUCCGCCGAUUUGAUUGAAAAAUUAAAAAUAGAAAAUCAACAAAUGAAGUCACUGAUCGAAGACACUGUUGAGUCAGCUGUAUCCGAAACUAAAAAUGAAUGUGAUGAUAAUAAAGAAAGAAGUUUGAUAAUAAAAUUAAAAAAGAAGGUUAAAUCAUUGACUGUAGCUUUGCAAGAAGCUGAAGAAAUGAUCGUUGUUAGAGAUAAAGAGCUAGCAGAUAUCACCUCUGAACUGCAACUAGUCCAGUCUGAUGAAGGUAUCAAGUCAUUACUAGACGGACUCAAAAAUAAGAAACGUCAGCUAAAACUGAAAGAUGAAGGAAUCAAGUCGUUGGUUCAAGAUGUGAACACUUUAAAUCAACUAGUAGAUGAAUUGCAACUAGAAAAUGAAACUUUCAGACGAAAACUCAAUAUACCAAUCGGGGAAAAAGUUCCAACAAAGGGGAUUCUAAAAAAAGUUUAUGAAACAGAAGAAAAGUAUAAUAAAAUGUGCAAAUAUCUAAAAAAGACUGAAGAUAAACUUACCCAGGUGGAGUUGGAUAAUCGAGUUCUAAAAACAAAAUGUAAUAAGUUCAUCGAUAUGUUGUCUGAAGUAGGAUGUGCAAAAGAAGAAAUUGAUAAGAUAAUUCAAGAAAGUGAAUAUUACAAUGAUACUGAUAAUGAUGGGGUAAAUGGUGAAGGUAGCCCACAAAAAGAUUCAAAGAAAGACUGCAAUUGUGGAGCAGAAAUGCAAGUAAUAGCAGACGAAAAUGAAGGACUCAGGAAAGGCCUCCAAGAAAUUUUGAAUUUCUUAAAAGAUAAUAGUACCACAUCUUCAGGAAUCUUAUCUUUAGAGUGUCCUAGUUUGGAUGCGAUAUUACAAUCAAUGGAAGCACGUCAUGCUGCUGGUUGGUUCGCUCCUCAUAUGGCUACGGUCAUGGAACUACGAGCGGCUUUGGGUGGUAGAGAUGCACUUCUCAGUGCAUUACAUGAAGCUAGGAAAGAAACAUUCGAUGUUAUGGCCCAACUUUCCAAAGAGACUCAAAAAUCUAAAGAGUUAGAACACCAAUUAGAAGAAAUUAAAUCGGAACAACAGAAGUCAGAAAGACAUGACACAAGCAAUGAAACACAGAAAGUAGAAGUACCAACGAGAAUUACACUUGGUGAAUUUGGAUCGUGGAUGUCUUUUGAGGAGGAUAGUAAAAUUGAUUUCAAAAAUAAAGAUCAAAUAGAAAGCUAUAUCUCACAACGAAAUGCUUCGUAUGAAGAUUACUUAAAACGUGGUCUAGGUUACUUUCACGAGAAGUUUAAAACUUUGUUUGAAAAGAUGACAUCGAUAGUUGUACAGACAGCUGACCAACAAAAUAAGUGGUCAAUUCAAGAAGAACAUUAUAAAGCACAAAUCGAAAAUUUAAGGGCUCAAAUAUCUCAACACGAAGAAGAAGAUAUAAGUGAAGACUCCCCUGGACUUAUUCCGAUACACCAUUCAAGUUCCUUGGAAAGAAAGUGUUCAUACUUAGAAGAGUCCUAUAAAUACAUCAGAACUAUCAAUGAAAAUAUGAAGAAUGAAAUAUUAGAAAGUAAAAAGGAAUCAAUGCAUAUGACACUUGAUUACGAAACUCAAAUUCAAAGUCUUAUGCUUAUAAUAGCAAACCUAUUUGAUAAACUGCGAAGUUCAAUAUCUAUAGAUCUUUUUUGGAAUCAAAAUGCAGCUUUAAAUCAAUCUAUGACAAACCUCCGAAAAGUGUUAGAAGAAAACAUGCAGAGAGAAGAAACACUCGAUUUCUUCAAGUAUCUAAAUGAUCAGAAAAUGGAUAUGAUUAACUUCAUCAGAAAUGAUUUACAAUGUAGUGAAAACAAAGGUGAUGAACAGAAAGUGAAAAGCAUACUAAGUGGCGCAGAACAAACAAUAACAAAGAAACAAUUGGAAGCAAUGUGCACUGAACUCGAAAGGAAAGAAAAGGAAAUCAGAUUAUUGGAAUCGAAAAAUAUUGAAUUACAAGAAAGACAAGCGAAAUUAAUAGAUGAUAAUUUGGCAUCGUCGACAAAAGAGGAAAUAGAUCUCACGAAGACACAAUUGAAAAAACUAGUUGAUGAGAAUACAAUCCUGAAGGAACAAUGCCAACACAUAGGAAGUCAACUCGAUAUUGCGUUACUACAGUUACAAGAUAGUCAACAAAGGCAAAUGAGUAAUGAUAUGGAAAUCAAUAUGCUGAGGCACCAGAUAUUGGAUUUACAAGCUGUUGGUGAUAACAAAGCUAUCAUUGCAAGGCUAAGCGGAGAAGUAUUAGUAGCACAUUUACAAGCAUCGGAAAGCCAUAAGAAGAUAGAUAGAUUGAGUGCAUCGUUGAACAAAGAGAAACAAGCUAGAGUCGAAGCUGAAGAAAUGCUAAUAGCACGGCAAAAGGUUUUCGACAUCUAUGCACUGAGAUAUGAAUCUAAAUUCAGGUAUAUUUAUGAAGUAAUGCAAGCUCUUAGACAACAAUAUCAUGGGGGUUUACCAAUCACGUCAAUUGAAAACUACCUCAACAAGAAAGAAGAUCUCCGACGAAAAUCACGCGCAGCCGAUGAAAAACUACAAGAUAUUGAAGAACUUCAGAUCAGUUUGAUGACAAAACAUUCUGUUUUUGAACAAGUAUUGGAUCUUUCGAAAAAUAAAUGCAUUGAAGAGGAAGAUGGUUGUCCUCAUAAGUUGAAAAAUAUGGUCAUGGAAGGAAUACAUUCUCGAGAGGAAAAACAUAAUGACAAAAAGCUUCAAAUAUUAGAACAGUCUCGAGAAGAACUAUUGAAAUAUUGUAACGAACUGGAAAACACCUUAGUUCUUGUAAAUCAGGGUUUCGAAAAAUCCAAUAUAGUUACCAGAAACAUCGACAAAGAAGAUGACCCUAACUUGAAAGUAGAAGAUAUUCAUUCAGAUGAAGAAUCAAGUGGCAGAAAAAGUCAAACAAUCACUUUAGAAAAACCGCAAGUAUUAAAACCAAAUCAAAUUCCAAAUGGAAAAAAUCAUGUCACCGACAAUAAAAUGGAGGCAAAACCCGGGAAAUCAAGUGUAAAUGAAGCAAACCAAAAAGUUGUAAAAACCAACAUCUCUAUACAAACAGAAAAUUCGGUAGUCCAGAAAGAAGCUAAAUUAAUACAAACAGAAAGAGACCAAGAAAAUGCCGAUUUAAAGAAAAAAAAUGCUAGUCUUAAAACAGAAAAUGAUAAACUUAAAAAGGAGCUUAACGAUGCAAUUGCCUUGGCUAAUCGACAUAUUGAUGACAUAAAUAAAAUUCAUGCUGAGCAAAUCAGUAUGAAAAGUAAAAUUGAAAAUCUUAUUGCGUCCAACCACCAGAAAGAUUUGUCAAAUGAAAGACUUCGCGCGACGAUUGAAGAAUUAAAACGACAGAAUGACGAUUUUAGAUCUGUCCAAGUGGCACAGCGUAAUAAAUUAAGAGAUGCAGCAAACGAAGAAAAUAAAUCGUUAUUACAUGCCAUUAAGCAAUUGGAGAGCGACAAAGAUAGUAUUGUGUCCGAAUACCAAGAAUUGCUGCAAAUUGAAAGAAAUGAGUAUUCAAAAUCUAUGAAAGAGUUAAAUACCAAAAUAUUAGAACUGCAACAUAAACUAGAUAGAAAGGAUAGUGCUACUAACUCAUCCAACGCAGAAGCCGUGAAGGAAGUCAUCAGCAAGUAUACGAGAAAAAUUGCGAUUCUUGAAGAUAAGUGUUUCAAAGCGCAAAGUGAACUGGAGAGUCGCAGAACGGAAUUGGUGACGUAUCAAAGUGAAUUGGAUCGGUGGAAGGAUUUAGCUAACGAGAGACUGGCCAAAAUGGAACAACUCAACUCGCAACUAGAAGAACGCCAUAGUCACGAGGUAGAGUCUUACAAAGCAGAAAAUCAGCACUGGCUGUCGCAAUUGAACGAAACUCAACGUGAACAUUUAGAGUUGCGUUCAAGAUUAACGGAACAGAAGGCUUCUUACGUCAAACAACUUUCUGAUAAAGAUUCCAUAAUAGAACAACUUCGCUCGGCAGUUCACAAUUUGAAGACGCAAAUCAUAAGUAUGCAAAGUAUGAUAUCUGUAAAUGAUCCCAGCUUUGACCUUUCCGCUAUCGUGGAGGUUGAUGAAAGUAGUGACAUGAUCUCGCACCAUGGCUCUGAAAGAUUGGAAUUAAGAUUUGACUCCACUAUUGACUUACGCGAAAUGGAUGAUGUUAUACGGAUGCCUGCCUCGUCUACAGCAAUUUGGCAAGAACCAGUAAUAGAAAGACUUCGACAAGAAAAGCAGUUUACGAGCAAACAGAACGCUAUACUCCGGAGACAGAUAAAGGCUUUAGCAGCCCGAGAGAGACGCGCUCGGCUCGACGCACAGAACUUGAAGAAUCAAGUGUUUAGAAUAAGCACAUCUGGUAGCAAGGCAGUGACUGCCGAGUCAGCAGCUCUCCAAAGUAAAAUUGCUUCUCUCCAAGCUCAACUCACCAGCGCGAGACGGGACUCAAGUUCUUCUAUUGCUUUAUGGGAUAAGUGGAAGAGAGCGCAACAAACAUCUGAACGUUGGCAAGCACGCUACGAGGAAAAAUGUCAAGAAGUCAAAAAGUUGGAAGGUAGUCUUAAUCUAGCAAAGUCAGCUGUUGCCAGGCUGGAGAAGGAGAAACGUUUACUGCUUUCGAGGCUUACUGAAGUGAAACAUGAAAAGCAACUGUCUAUAGAGAAGCAAGACAGUGAGGCACUAGAGAAAUCUUACCGUCAGAGCGAGCGAGACAGCAUGCAGUCACCGCCUCCCGUGUCUGCGCGCGCGCUUCUUGACCGAGUCCAAGCGCAGCAACGGCGCAUUGCGGCACUUGAGGUCGCAGAAAAGGGAAAUGAACUUCUAGUAUCAGAGUAUGAAAGAUCACUGGCUGAAAUAACAUCCUUGAAGGGGCAGGUACUGAAACUUGAAUCGACACUGCUAGAGUCGCAGAUUCGAACUCCCCUCCAGUCAACACACGAUGCUCAGCCAGAGGUCGACUAUUGGAAAAGUUACUGCGAAAUGCUGAAAGAAGAGAAUGUACAACUCAAUAUGCGAGUAAACGCUCUAGAGACAUCUCCGACGACCGCCAACCAUCACCGCGUGAACGAUUUGGAGCAAACCGUGCUUACUCUAAGAGGACUUGUCAGUAAACUGCAAGCGGAGCAGAGGUCUGGUACUCAAAAACGCACAGACUCAAGGCCGAGCAGUGGAAAGAGCAAUGCAAGUGUCACAGAAAAGAGUCGAAAACAAGUAGAGUCGCACCGCAUAGAGAUAGCGAACCUCAAAAGGAGUCUGCAAGACAAAGACUUGCUUCUAGAGAGGUCUAAGGAGAUGCUGAAAAUUGCAGCGGAGAGGGAAGACGAGUUGCUGAGAGAGAAUGCCUAUCUACGUCGCCAGUUAGAUGAACUUACCAGGCACAAAGCUGGAUUUCUGUCUGCAUAACUAAUAUGAUUUUUUUAUCCCUAGUUCUUAGUUUUAAAUGAUUAAUUAAGCGC
Molecule: messenger RNA, 6544 nt
Organism: Ostrinia furnacalis (Asian corn borer)
Lineage: Eukaryota; Metazoa; Arthropoda; Insecta; Lepidoptera; Crambidae
Product: centrosomal protein of 290 kDa
Exons: 32
Coding region: 93-6491 (2132 amino acids)
Biological process (GO): non-motile cilium assembly; regulation of DNA-templated transcription; ciliary transition zone assembly
Cellular component (GO): ciliary transition zone; centriolar satellite
Molecular function (GO): sequence-specific DNA binding
Source: RefSeq, a predicted model, not a curated record